Molecule: messenger RNA, 1022 nt
Organism: Physeter macrocephalus (sperm whale)
Lineage: Eukaryota; Metazoa; Chordata; Mammalia; Artiodactyla; Physeteridae
Product: bone morphogenetic protein 8B
Exons: 6
Coding region: 154-870 (238 amino acids)
Cellular component (GO): extracellular region
Molecular function (GO): cytokine activity; growth factor activity
Source: RefSeq, a predicted model, not a curated record
CGGGACCGCACCCUGGGCCACCAGGAGCCCCAGUGGAAGGAGUUCCGCUUUGACCUGACCCAGAUCCCGGCGGGGGAGGCCGUCACGGCCGCGGAGUUCCGGAUUUACAAGCUGCCCAGUACCCACCUGCUCAACUGGACCCUCCACGUCAGCAUGUUCGAGGUGGUCCUGCAGCAGUCCAACAGGGAGUCUGACUUGUUCUUUUUGGAUCUUCAGACGCUCCGAUCUGGGGACGAGGGCUGGCUGGUGUUGGACGUGACAGCAGCCAGUGACCGCUGGCUCUUGAACCGUAACAAGGACCUGGGACUCCGCCUCUAUGUGGAAACAGAUGACGGGCGCAGCGUGGAUCCUGGCCUGGCCGGUCUGCUGGGGCAACAGGCACCGCGCUCCAAACAGCCUUUCGUGGUCACCUUUUUCAGGGCGAGCCCCGGCCCCAUCCGAGCCCCUCGGGCGGUGAGGCCCCUGAAGAGGAGGCUGCCGAAAAGAACCAACGAGCUGCCGCCCCCAAACAAACUGCCGGGGAUCUUCGACGACGUCCACGGCUCCCACGGCCGACAGGUGUGCCGUCGGCAUGAGCUCUAUGUCAGCUUCCAGGACCUUGGCUGGCUGGACUGGGUCAUCGCCCCCCAAGGCUACUCAGCCUAUUACUGUGAAGGGGAGUGCUCCUUCCCCCUGGACUCCUGCAUGAACGCCACCAACCACGCCAUCCUGCAGUCCCUGGUGCACCUGAUGAAGCCUGACGCGGUCCCCAAGGCGUGCUGCGCGCCCACCAAGCUGAGCGCCACCUCCGUGCUCUACUACGACAGCAGCAACAACGUCAUCCUGCGCAAGCACCGCAACAUGGUGGUCCGCGCCUGCGGCUGCCACUGAGGCCCCGCCCCGCCUCCUGCGCCGCCCCUACCGGGUCAGGUCAGCCCUCCGCAGGGGUCAGCCCCCAACGCCCUCACAGUUCAGGCAGGGCGGCAGCGAGGGCGACCCCCCGCUGCCCACAUCCUGCCAGGGGGCUGGUCCUCCCCAGGCCC